GGCUCCGUUGCUUGAGCGCGCUCGGACAUUGAGCCCCGAUUUAAGGCUCAGAAAAGAGAGGGCAACCUUGACGACCGCUUUGCCGUCUCUCUCGACCUCGACCUCGAUGAGCAUUGCCAGACAGCCAUGGCAGACAGUCGCUACCUCGAGGCUUGGAAGCGCAAUCAACUUCCUCCAAAAGCGGCGGUAGGAGCCAGCACGGCGAGCAAGGGUUCGUCGUACCAGGUUCGCCUCGACACGCCCGGGGGCGUCACGUACAGCCCCGACCAGCUGGGCUCACACAACCAGACGAAGCGCCUGUUCAUCCCUUAUGUGCUCGGAGAGGGCCUCACUCGAGAGGACGAUGAUCAGAACAACGAGGCGGGCACUAGAAGAGACGAGUAUAAUUUCGACGAUGACUUGAAGGUCCCCUCUCCGUCAAACGAGAGUGGCAAGCUAGCCAUUCCCACCCCAGAGAAUGGCGAUGACAAGCGACUCUCGGCUGCCCAGGCGUACGCCGCCUCGAUCGAUAUGAAUGCACCUCCGCCUACGCUUCCAGAGGCUCCGACAAAGGCGCGAGGAAAAAAAACUCUCUUUGCAAUUGACGAUGAGAUCAACGAGUACACGCCGCCGGGCGACAGCUACGAAUAUGAACCGAGCGUCUCGCAGAAGACAACAUCGGGUCUGUCGACGAUGAGCACGCGGUCGACGAAGACGGUGGACCUCAUCACGUCGUCGUCUGGAGAGCUGCCGCCGUGGUAUAUGCGCGCCUCGGCCCGGGCCAACGUCACUCCCUUGACCGUUCCUCCGAGCAAGACAGGCAAGGCCUCGGAUCACAAGACUCCGUGGGCAGCGAUGAAGUGGUACGGACAUCGAGCGCUGGAGCGCCCUUCUGCGCGAGAGAACGAGCGAGGUAUCACCGCUUUUGAAGACGUCGGCGGUCAGGGCCGCGUGCCCCGCGCCGAUGAGGCCCUUGAUAGCGACGGCAAGACGAUUCGAGCGUCAAGCACGACGGCCACGGCGGCUACUUCAUCCAAGAACCUCCGUGUGGCCGACGUCUUUGUGGUGGAUCCCAGGCCGCAGAAGCCACUGCGCAUGGUUCGACGUGUCGAUCCCCGACAGGUCCUCGUCCUCGCCUCGGGCACCUUGCUUGCACCUGCGCAGGUGGCCAGCCAGAGAGCCGCUUUGGCUGCACGAGACGCCGGAGUCGACCUGUCAACGCUCUCAAUGCAGGACCAGUCGAAGACGCAAAAGAUGAUCGCAGAGCAGAUCAGCAGCGAGGCCCAAGGUGGCAUCGGCGUCGUCUUUAGCCCCCAUGACGAACCGCUUGCUCAAGAUCUGCAAGGUAUCGACGUCGAUCCCAGGGCCGAGGUGAACCUCUGCCGAAGGCUUGAAGCAGCACCGACAUUCACACCGACGUCGCUGCGGAGAGCCCAGCUUCGAGCUGUGCUGGCUGCAGUGGAGCUGUCGCAGUGGGAAGAAGAGGGCUUUGACAAGAUCGUCGUGGGCACGGAUCAGGAGUGGAUCGUUCGUGGCAUUGUUUACGACAUCUGGCGGUGGAAGCAUACAGGCUGGAAGCUGAUUGACUUCGGUCCGCUUGGCGCACCGGGCGAGUCAGUACCGGACCGUGACCUCUGGGAGCUUCUCGACGAAGCGGUGAGGUCGUAUGAGAAGAUUGAUUGCAAUGUGCGAUUCUGGCAUAUUCACAAGGGCGACGCAAUGCUCGCUAAUCGGCUGGCCGAAAUGGGUGCGCUCAAGUCAAAGCAACGGCCGCAGAUUGUGAGGUGGAGGAGAAAGGGCUUCAACGAGGACCAUGGCAAGGAGGAGAGGGAGAAUGCCAGGAAGAGGAUGCUCGAGACUAUGAUUUCAUGACGUCGCAACCUGCCCGUGCCUGG
Messenger RNA from Acaromyces ingoldii, 1874 nucleotides. RefSeq lists its product as hypothetical. The coding region runs from base 127 to 1851 and encodes 574 amino acids. Gene Ontology annotation, molecular function: nucleic acid binding. The transcript has 3 exons. Lineage: Eukaryota; Fungi; Basidiomycota; Exobasidiomycetes; Exobasidiales; Cryptobasidiaceae. The record is from RefSeq and is a predicted model, not a curated record.